AUGGACCCGUGCACGGCCCAAAAUAGAAAACGAAAAAACGAACAAACAGGGCCCGAAGCUCCGGGGUCUCCAAAAAAAUAUACAAAAAUUGCGCUUCGUUCGCUGUCAAACGUUCGGCAUCCUCGUCUACCGAGAAACUCGAUCGAUUCUCAUAAUUACACCGACGUAUAUCGGGUUGCAUGGUCAUAUAACCUAAAUACAAUGUUUACUAAAAAUUUUUGCGAAAUAGUCGGCAAACGAUUGAAGCAUACUUGGGAAGCGCCCGAUGGGUUUUCCACCGGGAUAUCGAUUUAUAACUGUGUGACUAGAAGGCAAGAGCCUUUCGUUGUGAAGAAUAAAGACUCCGUGACGUGGUACACUUGCGGCCCCACCGUGUACGAUUCGCCGCAUGUUGGACAUGCGAGCUCUUACGCUAGACUGGAUACUGUACGAAACAUAAUGCGAAACCAUUUUAAACUGAACGUAGUAAGCGUCAUGAACAUAACUGACAUCGACGAGAAAAUCAUAAAGCGUGCCCGGCAGGACAAAACGGAGGCGAAAGAGAUCGCCGCGAAAUACGAGAAGGAAUUUUGGGAAGCGUUGGAUUUAUUGAAGGUGAAACAACCAGACGUCGUGUUAAGGGUCACCAAAAAUAUGGACCUCAUAGUUGAUUUCAUCAAAUCUCUUGUCAAUUCUAAUGGGGCUUAUGUGGCCGCGGACGGUUCGGUUUAUUUCAACCUUUCCGAGUACCAGUACCGUUACGGUAAGCUUCAGAAUAUCCCGGAUAACUAUUACGACGGCGAGAGGAGCAAAUUAAAAAGGAACCCAAGUGAUUUCGCGUUGUGGAAACGCUGUGAUCCGAGCGAGCCACAUUGGGACAGUCCGUGGGGCGCUGGACGACCCGGGUGGCACGCGGAAUGCUCCGCGUUAGCGUCCCACGCGUUCGGCAACGAAAUUGACGUUCACGCGGGCGGAUUGGAUCUCCGGUUUCCGCAUCACGAGAACGAGGAGGCGCAAUCGUGCGCCUCGUUUGACAGGCCACAUUGGGUCAAUUAUUGGAUGCACACGGGCCAUUUGCACCUGAAAGAUUCACUGAAAAUGUCGAAGAGCCUCAAAAAUACCGUGUCGGUGAGCGAUAUGUUGAAAACUUGCUCGCCCGACGUUUUCCGAUUGGCGUGCGCCUCAGCCCACUACUCAAGUCCAAUAGAAUACAGCGACGAUUGGAUAGGCAACGCGGCCAACUUGUUUAAAGUGUACAAAAAUUUUAUGCGCAGUUGCGCGGACGUCGAGAAGGGUUUCGUGAAACCGUCGCUGGACUGUGACGUUUUGCAGCAACUUUUAAAUGAAUCGGUUACAAGUGUGGACGAUUGUUUUCGCGACGAUUUUAACACGCCGAGGGCGAUCGAAGUGUUGAACAGAAUCGUGUCAGUGUGCAACUCGAUGAUUUACACGACGGCAACGGGCGCCGUGACGGGUAAUUUACAUUACUUGGUGGCGCUGAAGAACGUUUUUUGCGAUACCUUAACCACUUUCGGUGUAUGGCCGUACGAGUCGACCCGAAGUGUCGCUGAACGUGGGAAAGAGGAUGACAUUGUAGAUGUUUUGGUGAAUUUCAGGCACGGUGUCCGACAAAUCGGCAUCGCGCAAAAAAAUCGGGAACUUUUGAACGCUUGCGACGGCGCCAGAGAAAGUUUGGCGAAGCUUGGUUUCAGCGUGAAAGACUACGGAAAAGUGACCUCAUGGUCGCGGUGA
Messenger RNA from Cylas formicarius (sweet potato weevil), 1731 nucleotides. It is a transcript of the gene CysRS-m, whose product is annotated as probable cysteine--tRNA ligase, mitochondrial. The record is from RefSeq and is a predicted model, not a curated record. The transcript has a single exon. Gene Ontology annotation, cellular component: cytoplasm. Gene Ontology annotation, biological process: cysteinyl-tRNA aminoacylation. Bases 1 to 1731 code for a protein of 576 amino acids. Lineage: Eukaryota; Metazoa; Arthropoda; Insecta; Coleoptera; Brentidae. Gene Ontology annotation, molecular function: ATP binding; cysteine-tRNA ligase activity.